This is a messenger RNA of Aureobasidium pullulans EXF-150, 859 nucleotides long. RefSeq lists its product as uncharacterized. The record is from RefSeq and is a predicted model, not a curated record. Bases 107 to 637 code for a protein of 176 amino acids. The transcript has 2 exons. Lineage: Eukaryota; Fungi; Ascomycota; Dothideomycetes; Dothideales; Saccotheciaceae.
GGCACCGUCCGCCAGCCUUACUCGAUAUUAUCUUUUGCUGCUCUUCCCGGCACACACACCUUCACAUCCUAAGCUAGACUCGCCAGCAGGACACACACACGACAAGAUGCGCUUCUCGACAUUCAUCACCCUUGCCGCAGCACCGCUGUUGGCCCUCGCUGCUCCCCAGCAACAACAACAACAACAACCAGAACAGGACACACCGCUGAUUACCGCCACACCCGAGAGCAACAUCGUCGCACCUCUGCCCACACAAACUGUAGCUCCUGGCGCUGCCUGGAAUGACGACGCUGCCAAUGUCCAACUAGAACUCCGCCAGGCCAUCGACCUUCUGGCCACACAAGCAGCAACACAAGUCCCCGUCACCCAAGAUUACUGGAUUGCCGACCAUUGGGACUCUGCUCAAAGCACUGAGAUCUGGACAGAGGUCAAAUACACCCAGACCUUCGUGACACACCCUGGACAAUGGACCACCGCUGGCGCUGGUUCUGUCGGUCUCGGUACACACACAGGCGAGAUUGGUGUUGCAAAGGCCGCAACCGGUGCAGCUGCUUCAGUCAUGCCGCAAGGCUCGCUGUUCACCGCCGUACUGGGUCUGGCUGGUGUUGCUGCCGGUAUGGGCGUUGUCUUCCUGUAGUCGUCCGCGACGGACGUCAUGGGCUGCACGCCUUGUUCUUUUCCUCUCUCUCGCGUGGCUCGACGCUGUCAGCUUCCAUGGUUGACGAUGCGCUCGAUCAUGUCUUGACACAUGGCCGUCUGACACUCGACGCGUGGCACAUGUCAUCAGGCCACCAAUCUCUUCGGGCAACACCUCGCUCCACCUACAUACAUCUCUACGGGCAACCAAUACAACAUACCC